GGAGACGGAAGGUCGCGCGGUGGAGGGCCGCAGCGGGAAACCUCCGUGUGCUGUCGGUGUUUGGGGGCCAUGGUGCAGCUUUACAACUUGCACCCGUUUGGGUCGCAGAGAGUAGUGCCCUGCAAGCAGGAGCCGGCGCAGUUCUGCUGCGGCCACGACGUGCUGUUCGUGGCUAGUGCGGCGGCUAGCUGCGGGGUGGAGGUGUUUGCCGUGCGCCGCGAGGGCCGCUGCGAGCCCUUGGGCUCCUUCGCUACCCUGGGCCCCGUGCUGCGCAUGGCGCACAGCCGCGCAGGAGACUAUUUGGUGACGAUUGAAGAGAAAAGCAAAGCAACAUUUCUAAGAGCGUAUGUGAACUGGCGAUUCAUGUCUGCAGGGAGUUCUCGUGUUUGUGUCCGGAUGGUGGGUCAUAAGAUGGAAGAGUCAUACACUGAAACCUUAAAAGACCAGAUGUCGAUAGUGGAAAUGGCACUUUCAGAUCCUCCACUGUGUAUUUCAUGUUGUCCUGUAAAUGGAGAUCUUCUUGUGGGCUGCAAGAAUAAGCUAGUCAUGUUCCGUUUGAAAUACCUGGUCAUAAGCCAGAAUUUGAGAGUAUUAGACUUUGAACGCUCCUUAAUUUUACACAUUGAUAACUUCAUUCCUGCCGAAGUUGCAUUUUGUGCUAGACACAUAGCGAUAACAACAGAAUUGGAUGUUCUAAUCCUGAAACUGGUCCAGCAAAAUGCAGACAGGGGAGAGCAAUGCACGUAUCAAGUUAGUACGAUAGAAAAGCCGGUGGAUGGUGGUAUAAAAGAUGAAGACCUUGCAGCGCAUAGUUUGCAGCUUGAAUUAGAUGAGUUUGUCAUAUGUCAGAAGCCAGUGGAACUGCUUGGGGAAGAAAGUAAGCUUUGUAAGAUACCUGUCACACUCGAGUCCACAGAGCUGUCUACAGAAGACAAAAAGCACUUUGAAGUGCAGUAUCUCCUUUUCAGGCGUUUUACACCAGACCAGUCCCCUUUUGGCUUUUGUGAAGAGACAAAGCUACACUCUGUUCAGUUCCUCCCUGUUUACCAGACAGGGAGUUCUGUGACAGCAAAUGAGGAAACUGAGAACAAGAGAGAACUACUGAGUCUCUUCUGCUUUUUUUCUUUGCCUCAUGUUGGAUAUCUCUACUCUGUUGGGAAGUUAGUAGAACUGAUUUCUACUUACCAGUACUCAGAGAAGUCAGAGCAGGCAGUUCUCACUCCACAGUUCCUGCAUGUCAUUACAAGUGAGAGCCUGCAGUGUUUCACAGUGCGGUGCAGUGCAGCAGCAGCUCGUGAUGAAGAUCCAUACAUUGAUACAACUGUGAAGGCUUGUCCACCUGUCACAUUGGAUGUCUGCACAUUACGAAUGCAGCUUUUUAUAGGGCCAAGAGCUAUCUGUCAUUACAAAAACCAUAUAAUUCUUCUGACUAAGGCUGAUACUGAAGAUAUUACUGAAAGACGAAAGCCUUCAAGAAGGAUGCUUUCCAGAAAGGCUGAUAGCAACAAAUCAAGAACGAAUUCUGAGUCAGAGCCUGGUUGGAAUUUGUAUAUUAUAAACACUGUUUCAACCAUCCAGCUUUACAGAGAAAUGGUAGAUUAUAGUAGAACUUAUGAAAAUGUAAGAACUGAGAGCUGCAUCCAUCUUCUAAGCGAGGCUCACUUACUAGUCAGAGCAGCAAUAAUGGACCCUAGUUUCUUUAAAUCAGAUGAGAAAGAAGAACUUCUGAGAGCAUUCAGAGAAAGUUGUGCCCUCUUAGGAGACUGCUACAGCAGGUUUGACACAAAGGAUUACCACCUCGCUUUACCAUACUACCGAAUGUCAGGUUUAUCCGUGACUGAAGUUUUGGAGCGACGAGCGUCAGAAAGUGAUGAAAUACAGACGUAUGAAAGAGGAUUUAUAUUUUAUUUAACUCACUCUCUUAAUGAAGAGUUAAAUGAAGAAUUAAGCAAGGAAUUGGCAGAUAAAGUUCUCCAAAUAUUCUAUCUUGCUGACCCUGUGCAGCUGCCUCAUAUCAUCUGCAGUCCCUGCAUGAAGAAUGUAUGUCCUCUGACAGCUGUGAAGUAUCUUCGUAAAGUAGAAGACAUUAUGCCAUCAGUGGUCCUUACGCUUACUAAGGCUUUCAUGGCUCUGAAAAUGGGAGACCUUAUGAUGUAUGAAUGUGAGAUGAACUCCCAUAAGGAGACAAUGCUGGCCUGUGGCUUCGUUGGGCAACCAAAACUCCUGAGAGAAUGUAAAGAAGGAAUUGUUAUUCCAACUGAAUUUGCUGUUCACCUGAAGGCGAUGCAACCUGGAUUACUGGUGGCUGCCACUGUGGCAUUACAUGAGAACAGUAAAAUUGAACUGGAAGAGGCAGAUAUGUUUUUCAAGAUGUUGUGUAAUAAUGGUGAAGACACGGUACCUCAACUUCUGGUAGAUUUCUGGGAAGCUCUUCUUGUAGCAUGCUCUCAGGAAGAAGUACUUCCGGAGCUCUUAUUGAGGGUUACUCAUCAGUAUGUUUGGAGGAUAUCAAAGAAACAACUCCCUGAGACUAAGCCAUUGAAAACAACAGAGGAUCUGAUAAACUCCUGUGAUCAUUUUGGGUUCAUUUUCCCAUGGGUUACUUUCAUAAUGUCAAUGGAAUCUCCACUUGGUAAAGAUUGCCCUGAGGAUAUUUCAAAGCUACAGUCUGUUUUAUGUGGUCAAUCAAUAGAUAUAACUGCAGCUCUGCCUAUCCUGGAGCCUCUGGCAGACGCUGGCAAUGUUGGCCUCACCAUUCGUGUUCUCUGUAGUACCCGUCUGGGCAAGUACGAGGAGUCCAUUGACCAACUCCUCAGACAGUAUCCUGCUGCAGCUGUGUUAUAUGCUCAGCAUGAGCUGAAAGGUGACAGUCAGGCUGUAUGGUGGAACAAGCUGCUCCCAGAACUUUGUGAGAGAGCCAGACUUACCAGAAGUGACUGUCCUGUUCUUAUUUCAUCACUAAAAGAAACUUUAUCAGUAGUUGCAACAGAACUGGAACUAAGGGAUUUCCUUAGUCUUCUACCAGAGGAUGGAACUGCAGCAUUUUUCCUGCCACAUCUUCUUCACUGCAGCCAAAGGAAACUGUUGAGGUAGACACAAUGAAACGUCUAAAGCUCAAGGAUCUGACCUGAACACCUGGAACCUUCAUUGCUUUACACUGCAAGGAUUCUACACUCACACAGCAGAGACAAUCCCAAAUAUUGCUGGUUCAAGUUAAUAAUUCUUCCUCCUGUGCAAACCUACCAAAGGCUGAACCUUUGCCAGGUGCUACUGGAAUGCUUACUACUGAAGCUCUGUAAAUAAUAGAAAUGCCACAAAGGGCAAAUAUAAGAAAGUGCACAGGCAAACGUGUUCUAAAGAUUAUAAAGUAUUUGCAACACUAAGAACUGAAGUAAAAAGUGUUCUUUCAUAUGAAACUGGAAAUAACUUGCUACACUAUCAAAAUAUAUUCACCUUGAAGCUCAGCUCCACUCUAUUAAAGAAGCAAUGAUUUUCACUGUAAGGCAUCCAUAGUGCUGGUAAAGAAAUCCAGCUGUGGACAAAAAUAUACUCCUUUCAGCCACAUCUUCUCUAGGGCAGAGGUCAGUUUUCCUCUUGUUACCUGGCUACAUUCAUAGGGGGUUGCACAUGGGCUGCAGACCUCAUUCCUUCGUGUCUGCUGGAAGAGGUACGUAACAGCGCCAAAUCGUCCACUGCUGACGCUGAACUGCUGUCAGUAUAUUUUGAACUGAUAACCACACUGACAUGAAAUUGAAUUGCUUUCAAAUAUGGUCUGUUCCAAUUGAAAGGAAAUUAGCAUCUCUGUUACCGUAGCGUCCCAGUCUCCACUAUGAGCUCGCAAAAAUAAAAAACUUAGAGAAGGAAGGAAGCAUUUGACUAGCAAAAUAUAAAAAGCAAUUUUCUUACAGUGCAUUUUGUUAGACUCUUGGAAGUCCUCAUUAUCUUUGUCAAUUUCAUUAGGUUUUGCUGUAAACAUCAAAAUAUUGUCAUCCAAGUACCAGCUCAGAUUCUCAUCAAAUACUGUGGCAAGUAGAAAAAACUCCCUGGUCACAGUUUUCUGGAAAAAAGGAAAGGGAAUGAGUGAGGAAGGAAAGGAAAAUAAAAAUGAGUGAAGAGAUCAUGCCAGGAAAAAGAAAAAAAAACACAAUAAAAUCAUUCAAUGUGUAUAUUAAUUUGAGUGUAAUUCACAAACUAUCAUAGAUGCAUGCAUUGAAACUUCAUUCAGGCAACCCUAAAGCUGUCUACCUGCUGUAUGUGAUGGGUAGAUAUCUGCUGCUAACAGCCCUUCCACCAGCAGGAACCACCUCCAGAAACAGAUUCACAUCUUGAUCUUUAAAGUCUCUACAAUUUUCUAGCCAUUCUCAUCCUACUUAAGACUUGAAGGCUGAUGAUUGUGACAUUGAUUUCAUAACACAGUGUCUGCCUAUGUGGAGCCAGGCUGAUUUUGCUUUUCCUAAAAAAUAAAACUUUUUUUUCUAUUUUUUAAAUAGUCCCCUGAGUGCAUGGGCUGGAUGGUGAUGUGCAGAGCCCAGUUCAGGAAAAGAAAGCAGAUUCAGUUACAGUGAUGGAAAUGCUUCCAUGUUUUUCUUCUUUGACUGACCUGUUUUGCAGAAGGAAGUAGAGCUCCUUUCCUGCACACCAUAAGAGGACCCACAAGGCCCGAACUGGUGUCUCUGACUGAAUUCACAGCUGAGUAAUAAAGCCAAGUUAAGCAGUCUGGGUCUUGGUCUGUGGGGCCCACAUCUUCUGGCACAGUCCACUCAUAUGUAAACGUAGUACCAGGACUGACAUGGGAGGCUGGAGAUUCAGUAUCUGUUACAGAAAUCAUUAGGAAUUAAGCCUAAUGAAACCUGUUUAUUUUUUCACCUUUAACUCAUUAAUGUAUACAGCAGCUGUUCUCUGCUGCUUGCAAGGUCCCUCUCCACAGACGCACCUCUGGAGGCAGUUCUAUACAACGCUCCCUCGUUGCUCUUGUGGUAACUCACACCAUGGGGCUGGAUGCUAAAUGGGCGGCUGGCAUUAUUUCGGAAAGUCACCCUGAUGCUCUCGCCCACUUCCGCCUUGAUAACAGGUCCUAGAAGAGAGCACAGAAUCUAAUUUUGUGUAGAGUGAUGUAGCAAUCAGCACGAGCUCAUAGGAAUGGCUGCCUGCUUUUCCCAUUGUAAUUUAACUGCCCCUGAGCUUGUCUGGCCACAAGCCAGGUCCCUGCUACAUGGCCCAAAUCUCAUGGCAUCCUAGCUGCAAAUGGACUGUUCACCUCCCAUGAAGGCCCUGUGUAAACAGGACAGUUCCUCCCUUUGGAAAGGGACCUGCAGACAUUAGUACCAAUCUCAAACUUGCUCCCAAACUGUGUCAGAAGUAGCCAGCUUAUAAGCAGGGGUAGAAUUGCCUAGUCUGGCUUUGUAACUCAGGUCUAUCUUUUGAAGACCAUGGCAUACUCCCACAGGCAAGUUGGGGAUGACCACAGCAUUGCCUUUAAGAACUUUGCAUACAUCCUGAGGUGCCUUUUGGAGGAAGCUACAGGCAUCAGUGUCUGUAGGAGGAAGGGAGCACCAAGGAGGGAGGAGGUGAAAGGGCAUUAUUGGCCAGUCAGUAGAAUUGAUACUUUUCUCUGAUAAAUCUUUAUCGUAAUUCUAAAUACCUUACCUAAGAGACCAAGAUGUUCUUCCUCUGGAAGCCUUUUUUUAUGUGCUGUGAAAGUACCAUCUGUAUAUUCCUUGUAAAUGGCUUUUUUAUAAGAGCCACCAAUUCUUGUCUCACUUCGUUCAAAAAAUACAUAAGAUUCACUGUGUGAAAGAAAUUGGAAUAGAUGCAAAAAAAUUCAAGUCAUGACAUUACUAACACUAGAGCAAAAUUUAUCUUAAGAUUGCAAGGGAAAAAAUUGAACUGACUUGUUCUGACAUUUAUCUUAGCAUUAAUAUUUAAGCAGAGGUGAGGGCAAUUUUACUUAAAAGCAAAUUCUACCAUAAGGCUUACUCUAUUUAGCAUGCACAUAUCAAUUCUGCUUGAAAGUGAAACUUCUUGAAGGCAUUCACCUGUCAGCAAUUAAUUCUUGUCCUGUAAAAUGGUUCAGGGCAGAUGGGCCAUAAUUCCAGAUAAUCUCUUCAGCAGCAAUGAAGUAUUGUCUUAUCUUUGUAGUCUCAUUGUGAUCUAUUGUGGAUUUUCUACAACCUUCUACUUUAAAAAGGGCCUGCAUACCACCUGGAAAAAAUGAUGUAGAGAAAAUUAAAGUGAAGAAGCUGCAAUUCAUUUUUCUUCCCUUGAUUCUAAUAGCUCCUUCUCUUACCUGGAGAAUUCCUAGCGUACUGCUAGUUGGCACUUUAGACAAAGCCAGGUACUAAGAGACAGACCAGGUUUUCCUCUAAAUCUAAUCACUGGCUCAUUUGUGAAAUUCUUAGGUCUCUGUACCCUAGGAGACAGAUCCGCUAGUGAAUCUCCUUGCUGGAUGUACAAACAGUACCAAAAAAGUGUCCUUUUACAGCUAUAAUGGGCCAAUUUGUAGGAUUUCCCUGUUGCCCAUGAAGCAUCAUCCACAUCAAGAUACUGCUUGAUGCUCUAGUUAUCUGAAAACUUCUACCCUCUGCAUCUGAAUUUGUAGGACAAACGUAUUCCUUCCCAUGUCAGAAUUUUCAGAUCCUGGAACCUGAUUUUGAGUUCUGUAUCCAUUCUGACUUUUGCGACAGAUGACUUCUGUAACUCAUUUAGAGGGAUACAGAUCAUGUAAAAGCACAGUGUUAGCUUCUACAUACUUCACAUGGUUAAAAAACAUGGGAAAUACACUAAGAUACAAGGAAGACAAAUGCAGAUCGUCUCUGAUUAUUAGCCACUGUUCUUUCCAGAAUGUGUCACUGUCAGGCAAGUUAACCUGUCUGUCCUGCGCCCUUGCCCAAACAUGGAACUAGCACUAACUUUUUUGUUGGCAAACAGAGCGUUGUGAUCAGUUACAUUCAGUAAAGGGUAAACAUCAAGAUGUUGUUUGUCUAAAGUCCAAGUACACAAAAACAUAGCAAUGCCAACUGAUGUCAAUUGAUAACAACUUCCCAUUACCAAUAAUAAUGUUUUUCAUUCUGUGGGUACAUUCUCAAGCCUAUCUAAUACACUUGCAAGCACUUCAUUUGCUAUAAGAGAGUGGGGUGGUUUUGUUGUUGUUUUUUGUUUUGUUUGUUUGUUUUUACCUCAAGGAGAACAUUAUCUGGCAAAUAACCACAUCAGGAGUAGUGCGAAAGAGACUCAUUAAAUUGGUAUUUCAAGCUAAAAAAAAAAAACAAACAAAAAAACCUGAUGUCUGUGAUUUAUUCUGUACCUUCUAUAUGGUCAUUCACUUGGCAGCUCAGCAGCCAUUCCCCGGGAUUCCUUGGUAUCAUGAGGGCAUCAAUAAAUGUGGCUGGGAAGAGGUUAAUGGUGUCAACUCGAUGGUGCCUUUCUAUUAAGGUCUGACCAUGAAAGUAGGCUGAAUGGAUGUCAGCUUCAUUACCCAUGCCAAAAAGGUGCCAUUUUACCUUAUCUUCCACACACAUUGUGAGAUCUGGGAGGUAUCCAUACAUGUACCCAUUGAUUGCUGGAAAAAAAAAAAAAAAAAACCCACCACAUUAAUAAUUAUUACCUUCACAGACC
Molecule: messenger RNA, 7614 nt
Organism: Gallus gallus (chicken)
Lineage: Eukaryota; Metazoa; Chordata; Aves; Galliformes; Phasianidae
Gene: HPS3
Product: HPS3, biogenesis of lysosomal organelles complex 2 subunit 1
Exons: 18
Coding region: 70-3093 (1007 amino acids)
Biological process (GO): organelle organization
Cellular component (GO): cytoplasm
Source: RefSeq, a predicted model, not a curated record